ACCCUUAUCUAAUUCUCACCAGGAGUUAUAAUCAAGUAAUUUUGUUAAUUUAUUUCGGUCAUAGAAAUUCUGCUAUUUAUUAAUCUACGCAUUAAUUAAAAUCUUUAAAAUCGUACUAACCAAUUUAUUUUCAAAUUAUAAAUACCUUUCCAAAAACCAAUUAAAUUUUUUUUCUUGGAAUAAACGUCACUUUCCACGUUUUUACUGUAUCCAAAGUUCAAACAAAGUGAUCAAUUUAUGUCACUAUCACUGUUUGCUAUAGUUAUUCCUUAAAAAUUUUCUUGAUUCUAAGCUAAUGUCAAUGUAUGAUCACGUGGUCGUUGGUGCUGGAAUUGUGGGGUCAUGGACAGCUUAUCAGCUUGCGUUGCUUGGAAAAAAUGUUCUUUUAUUGGAACAGUUUAUGGAAUCUCAUUCUCGAGGAAGUUCUCAAGGGGAGAGUCGUAUUAUUCGAUGUGGUUAUAAGGAGGAUUUCUUUGCAGAAAUGAUGCCUUACGCGUUCGAAAUGUGGAAAAAAGCAGAAGAAGACUCAGGAAAAAACCUUAUAGUAAACUGUGGAGUUCUGAGCAUAUUCCAAUCCCCAGCUGACCACGACCUCUACAAUGCAUGGUUAUCUAAUAUGAGAACUUACAACCCAGAUUGCUUAGAUCUAGAAGAUACAAAAGAAGAGCUGUUUGGUAGAGUUUUAAGUUAUACGAAGAAACCUCACGCUGUGAUAUUUGAUAAAAAAGGUGGUGUGUUAUUAGCCCAUAGAUCUGUUCUAACGAUUCAGGAACUAUUUCGGAAAAAAGGCGGUCAAUUUUGGAGCAAUUGCCCAGUAACAAGCAUUAAGCCUGAAGGUAAUGAAGUAGAAAUAAUCACAAGAAAAGGACAGAUUGUUACUCCGUCUGUAAUUUUAUGCUCAGGUGCUUGGACAAAGAAGCUACUCGAGCCAAACUUAGUGCCAUACCUUCCUUUACAAGCAUCAGCAGUUAAAGUGUAUUAUUGGAAGGAAAAAGAGUUUGGAGUUCACAGCCCAGAAUCAGGAUUUCCCGUAGUUAUCGAACCAUCUGGCAAUAGUUUGUUUGCACUGCCAAGUAUAGAAUAUCCCGGCUUAGUGAAAGUUGGAAUUCAUGGUGGGGUUGAUUGUGAUCCAGACAAAAGAGAUCAAGCAUCUAUAAACCCAGCAUAUGAACAAACUUUAAAGAAUCAUGUAGCUGAACAUUUUCCGCAGUUAGAAAAUGAACCGUCUAUUAUUGAGACAUGUAUGUAUUCGUUGACACCGGACGAAAUUUUCCUUAUUGACAAAGUGCCCAGUCACGAGAAUAUUAUAUUUGGUACAGGAUUUUCAGGAACAGGAUUUAAAACAGCUCCAGUUGUGGGUAGAAUAUUGUGCGAAAUGGCAACAGGACAAGAACCUUUUUUGGACAUUUCCCGCUACAGUCUUUCUCGUUUUGAUGAAAGAAAGUGAUUAAUGAGACAUGAUUACAAAAGCCUUAAAUUCGAAUAAAUGAUUGUUACUUUCAAGCAAAUAGAAAGAUGUUUCUGAUUUAAAACGUUGCGGUCACCAUGUCCGAAUACGAUCAUGUUGUUAUCGGGGCUGGUAUUGUCGGUUCUUGGACAGCAUACCAUCUUGCACUGCUCGGUAAAAAAGUACUCUUGCUAGAACAGUUUAGCCAAUCACAUACUCGUGGUAGUUCUUCAGGCGAAUCCCGUAUUAUUAGAUCUAGCUAUGGACAGAGUUUUUUUGCGGAGAUGAUGCCUUAUUCUUACGACAUGUGGCGGAAAGCAGAAACAGAAUCUGGCAAAAAACUU
Molecule: messenger RNA, 1791 nt
Organism: Parasteatoda tepidariorum (common house spider)
Lineage: Eukaryota; Metazoa; Arthropoda; Arachnida; Araneae; Theridiidae
Product: peroxisomal sarcosine oxidase
Cellular component (GO): peroxisome
Molecular function (GO): sarcosine oxidase activity; L-pipecolate oxidase activity; flavin adenine dinucleotide binding
Source: RefSeq, a predicted model, not a curated record